UUCUAGUUCCAGUUUAUUUUACUUACUUAAAAAACACAGCACAUACAGUUACAAACUGUAUUGCCUCUGCAAUCUAUUUGUGUUUUUUUUUCUUUUUACAAUACACAGCUCAACAGGAAGUAACACUUGCUAAAUAAAAACCUGAAUUUAUAAUUAUGUUGACUUACUAAGAAUGACCAAAAAAAGAAAGAUAAAUGGGUUUUUAAUAAAUAUGUUAAUUAUCAUUAUUUAUGACUACUCUUCCCUGCAAGCGAACUUGUAAAUGCUGAUAAUUUUCAAAGAAAAAUGUAAAAAUGGCUAACACAACAGGAACAAGAAUAUUUAGUUAAGUUAAUACAAAACAUGCUACAUUUACACAAAACAUUUUCAUUCUUAAAAAUGAUUUUUCUUCAUCAGCUAAAGUAAUAUUUAAAAGUGAAUUAUAAUUAAAAGAACAACCCUGCAUACAAAAAAUAAAACAAUUUGCUCACCUCUUAUAGUGCAUUGGACUCAGUUAUGAAGCGUUUCCCGCUGGAUUUUUAGGUUGCAUAUGAAAACUAGCCAUCGUCGCGCCAAAGGGAAUAAAACGAAAAUUAGCCAUACAGAGAUGAGCUUAGUGCAAACAUCCAAUCACAGUGAAUCUUAAUACGGAAGUCCCUCCCAUCGGUGUGCGUCGGAGCUGAGGUGGAUCCACCAGUCAAACCGACACGGACUGACGCUAGCUAGCUACGGCAGCGCCAUGGAUGGACCUGAAGAGAAAGAUUCCUGUUCCACUGCGACACCUGCGGUCAGCACGCGUUCAAAGAAAAACAAAAAGCAGCGACUGGAUAACGUUAACACUAAACCAACGCUGUCAACAGAGAAACGUGAUGAUACUUCUUCUGGCCUUGCCCCUACUGCAACUGUGCUUCUUAAUAAGGAGAGACAGGAAGUUGCUUUUCUUAAGGAGAAGCUGGAGUGGCAAAAGAUGAGAAUUGAAGAACUGAAAGGAGAGAGGGAUUUCCUCCGAAGUCAGCUAUCAUCUCUGUCAACGCAACCUAAAGACGAACCAUUAAAUGAUACGUUUAUCAACAAUCCUUCUGAAAACUUGGAUUCAUCUUCCACAUCUUCAUCUGCAUCAUCUGAGUGGUCAUCCUCAUCCUCAUCUUCACCCCCAAAGAAGCAAAAGCGCAAAUUCAAAAACAAGCAUUCAAAAGCCAAGAAAUACAAGAAGGAGGAAAAGAAGUUCCGGCAGCGUGUCCGAACACCAAGUGAGAUUGUGCAGAGAUACAAGUCCCUCCUCAAGACAUUUCCAAAGAUGAAGACCUUGUCCAAAGCUUUUCAGAAGCAUGGGAUUGACAGAAACACAGUUGUGUCCACGGCAUCAGUUGCUGAGCUCGCUAUCGCAGCUCCUCUUGUUUACCAGGAGCUGAUCUCCAACAAGCCCAGUGGAGAGACGGUACUCCAUUUUGCUAAGCGAUGUGAGGAAGAGAUUCAAAGCAAUGAUGAAGUGAAAAACAAAAUAGAAAGCAUGAAGGCUGAUGGAUCUUUGCUUCCAAUUCGAAGAGGCAAGUCUGUCUGAA
Molecule: messenger RNA, 1541 nt
Organism: Nothobranchius furzeri (turquoise killifish)
Lineage: Eukaryota; Metazoa; Chordata; Actinopteri; Cyprinodontiformes; Nothobranchiidae
Product: coiled-coil domain-containing protein 106-like
Cellular component (GO): nucleoplasm
Source: RefSeq, a predicted model, not a curated record